Messenger RNA from Talaromyces atroroseus, 696 nucleotides. RefSeq lists its product as hypothetical. The transcript has 4 exons. Lineage: Eukaryota; Fungi; Ascomycota; Eurotiomycetes; Eurotiales; Trichocomaceae. Bases 1 to 696 code for a protein of 231 amino acids. Gene Ontology annotation, molecular function: ubiquitin protein ligase activity; zinc ion binding. The record is from RefSeq and is a predicted model, not a curated record.
AUGUUUGUUAUCUCUCGUAGUCGUGUCGACACUGGGAGCGCUUUGGAAGAGCAUGUGGAUAUGGUCGGGACGGUUGGAAAUAUUUACAGCGUGACUAUUUCAUUGCAGCCUUCCUGCACGUGUCCAGAUGCCCUCAAGGGGAACCAGUGCAAACACAUCAUAUACGUACUCGUGAAUGUGCUGAAAGUCCGGGAGGAUCUCCGGUAUCAAUUAGCUUUUCUCUCUUCGGAACUGCAGGAGAUAUUUGAUAACGCCCCACUGGAAACGAAGGAUGAUGCUUCUUUUUCCAGCUCGGAUAAGGAGUCUGAUGGGAAGCGCAAACCCAUUGAUGGUGAAUGUGCAAUCUGUUAUAUGGAAUUUCAGCCAGAGACCGAAAAGAUCAUAUGGUGCGAAACAAGCUGUGGAAACAACAUUCACAAAGCUUGCUUUGAUCAAUGGGCUGCCAGUUCACGAGAGAAUGGCGUUCGAUGCGUUUAUUGCCGUGCCGAAUGGCCAACUACCAACCCGAGAGAUCUCGAUAUGAAAUCUCUCAUGGGCAACGCUGAGUAUAGCGAAGAUGGCUACCUCAAUGUCGCAAAUGCGGUUGGUUUGUCUGGAGAACGAGAUUAUUCGACAUACAACAGGUUCUGGAGGCGGCGUCAUUUCGGCCGAGGUUACGGCUCCUAUUAUGGUUACGAUGAUGAGUAUGAUUAUUAG